Messenger RNA from Monodelphis domestica (gray short-tailed opossum), 1035 nucleotides. It is a transcript of the gene MRPS23, whose product is annotated as mitochondrial ribosomal protein S23. Gene Ontology annotation, cellular component: ribosome; mitochondrion. Gene Ontology annotation, biological process: translation. Lineage: Eukaryota; Metazoa; Chordata; Mammalia; Didelphimorphia; Didelphidae. Gene Ontology annotation, molecular function: structural constituent of ribosome. The record is from RefSeq and is a predicted model, not a curated record.
CAGGGAAGGGAAGCUCUAAAGGGUCUAGAAUAUCCCCGUGGGGAGUAGGGCCACAUCCCCUGAUGCUUCCUGGGCGUCCUCUUGGGAUGGCAGCUCCUCUUCUUGGAUCCGGGAGACCAGGGCGUCCAAUCCCCAUUCUGUCACUAACUAACCUGCGCACGACCUCGGACAAGUCACUUCAUGCUUUUGAACCUCAGUUUCCCCAUCUGUAAAACGAGCGAGUAACAAAAAUGAGUACAAUGGAAAGAGAAGACUUGAUUUCAAAAGUUGUCUGGGUCACACCAUUUUGACAUUGGAUAAAGCACUUCACCUUUGCCUCAGUUUAUUUUUCUGUAAAAUAGGACCCGAGACCUGAUUCGGGCUGGGGUAAUGAAGGAGAAACCCCUGUGGUUUGAUGUGUAUGAGGCCUUUCCACCACUGAGGGAGCCUGUAUUCCGGAGGCCCCGUCUGCGCUAUGGCAAAGCUAAAGAUCUGAUACCAGAGGUCCUGUACCAGGAAGAUCGAAUCAGAGCGAAAUACUAUAAAGUUUAUGGAUCUGGUCCCAAAACUUUUGACCUUCUCAACCCAAACUUUAAAUCUUCCUGCCAAAGGUUUGUGGAAAAAUAUAUUGAACUACAGAAAAAGGGAGAAACAGAUGAAGAUAAACUCUUUGUGGAAACAGGAAAAGCUUUAUUGGCAGAGGGCAUUAUUUUACGACGAAAGGGAGAAGGAGCGACUCAUUUAGGGAAGUCAGAAACCUGAAACAAGAACCUCACAUCAGAACUGUAUUGGAGGAAAACUGGUGUAGCCCAAUAUGAUCAGUCUUUGGAGUUCACUGAAGAGAAAUUGAUAAAUUUGUUUCUUUAUGAUUGAAUUAUACUUUUGUAUGCCAUAAAUGCUUGAUCUCUUAACAACCAUAUACAGUAAACCAGUGUUGAAUUUUUUUCAUGCUUGAACUGGGGAAAUAUUUCUUAAGUUAUGAGCUUUUACAUGUGAAUUUUGUACAUUCAGCUUGUCUUUUUGGGGUUUCCAUUAAAGCCUAUAAUUCAAGAAGCA